AUGCGCUGUAACCCUUAUCGUGCUCCCCUCCACCCCAUUCAGUCGCCAUUCUCUCUCGCGACAAUCAGUCGCUCGCGACAUUUCCUCGGGAUUUUCAUCGCCGCACCCAUCCCUCCCACCGCGCUUUCUCAAACCCCUCCUUCCGCUGAUAGUCUCGUCAUUUCAGCCGCCUUACAAGUUCCGUCUCUCAAGUUCCGUGUAUCAGCACGCGCAAUGGCUGGAUCCCCAGUCUCCUUCUCUUCUUCCUCCUCAUCCUCCUCCUCGCCCUCCUUCCUCUCCUCCCGCCUCCUGGGCACCAUCAUCCGCGUUACAUGCCUCCUCGCUUGCCUCGCCAUCAUCGCAUUCUUAAGUGUGAGCUACUGGGCGCUGCGGGCCACUAAUCUCACGCCGCGUGUCGAGGAGUUUAGGGACCACUGGGACUCGUGCGUGAAUCAGCCCAUGGGCCACUGGGUCAAGCUCGCCGUGCCGUCUUCGCGCGGCGUUCCCUGCUCGCACAUAGUUAAAGCGGCGAUUAAGAGGGGCGAGGCCGGGGUGGAGCGAGGCCGGGUGCUGCAUCGGCUGCAGCUGAAGGAGCAGCCGGGAAGGGACGGCUGCGCGGUGAAAUACGAUGCUGACGUGGACCCCUGGGAUAUGCAUCCUGUGCCACGUGGCAAAUUCUCCUACUCCUCCUGCCACGUGGAAUGGAUCAUCUACUCUUCUGAUUGCGGACUCAGCAUGGUUCGGAUGGCGGAUUUCGCUCACAUGGCGGCCGUUCCGUUCGCCGUGGUGGGGGUGGGCGUCCCCUGGAGAGGCCAGGGCGGCCGCAUGCGGACUAUCCGCGACUACCUCCGCUCCCUGCCGCCCGACCGCAUUGUCAUUUCCACCGACGCCGACGACGCCUUCCUCAUGCCGGGCCCCGCUUGCCGCCCAGAGAAUCUUGUCGAGGCGUUUCUCUCGCUCAACGCACCCGUGGCCUUCGGAGGUGAGAUCUUCUGCUACCCGGACUGGCGGAAAAUCGAGGUGUUUUACCCUCGGAAAAUCAACGAGACGAAGAACUGGUUCCUGAACUCUGGAGCCUACGUGGGAUACGCAUGGGCCCUGGCUAAAAUCAUCGAUGCCACAUACGUGGGAGACUGCAUGCAGGACCAGCGCGCAUACACCCUCGGGUUCAUCGGCCAGCAAUACCUCUUCAGGCACCUCCCCCGCGUGCCCUACCCUGAACCCAGCGACUUUGAAUCCGCUCUCAGCAGCAUGGGUAGCGUCACUGCAGCGGUGGCCGCCCAGGAACGGUUUGCCGACUCUCCGUUCCGCAAGCCGUGGCGCAACCCGCGCCCUGUGCGGUACAACACGACGAUGUCGCCGUUCCACCGGCUGCCGCCCGCGUCAGAAGAGAAGGUGAUUAGUGAGGCGAUGGAGGCGGGGCAGAAGGAUGCUCCGUCCGUCAUGGCUGCUCCGUUCAUGAAGCUGGAUCAUUACAACACGCUGUUCACGCACCUGGGAGGGUACCCCUGGGAGGAGUUUGAAGUGGUGGGGAAGGGUGGAGAGGCGAUGGUGCGCGCGAGGAGCACGGGCGGCAUGGCGUGUAUUUUGCAUCAGCAGGGGGACAAGAUGCAGAAUCUGUCCAUGUAUUAUGUGUUUGAGCAGGCCAGGCUGGACGAUGUGCAGGCUGCACGGGGCAGCACGUCUCGUCUCUGCUGCUCCAUCACCACCGUCCCUCCGCAUUGCCCUCGCAAUGCGCGCACUGUCACUACUCAAUCGCUCCCCCCCAGCGCCCCGCGCAAGAGCACUCCCCGCGCACCUGAGAACCUUUUGGGGCAGCCGUUUCGGGCAGUGGAGGAGGAUUAUGAGAUAGGCAGGGAGCUGGGGCGGGGGCUGUAUGGCAUCACGUACGUCGCCACGCAUCGCCAGUCACGCGAGCUCUUUGCUUGCAAGACCAUCACCAAGCGCCACCUGUCCCCCACCUCAUGUGCCAAGGUGGCACGGGAGGCCGCCAUUCUCGCUCACACUCUUCCACCGCAUUCCACCGUUUCCCACCUGCCCACCCCCAACCAGCGCCACCUGUCCGCCACGUCAUGUGCCAACGUGGCAAGGGAGGCAGCCAUCCUCGCCCACCUGUCCACCGGCCAUGCGGGCAUUGCAACGCUCAUCGACCAAUACGAGGACGCCACGUGUGUGCACUUCAUUCUGCAGCUCUGCACAGGUGAGCAGGAGGGGUGGUGUGUUGGUGCCACAGGUGGAGUGAGAGGAAACGUGGGGUAUCACAGGCUGCUUGCUGUAGGACAGGGCGGCAUGCUAUACGAUGGGGUCAAGGCGGAGGGCAGCUACAGUGAACAGCGUGCGGCCGGCAUGGUUCGGCAGAUAGUGCAGGCAGUGCAGUACAUGCACAAGCAGGGCGUGGUGCAUCGGGAUCUCAAGCUCGAGAACUUCCUGCUGCUGCACCAGGGGGAGGAUGCGCCCCUCAUGGCCAUUGAUUUUGGGCUGUCGACCUUUUUUCAGCCGGAACUUCCUGCUGCUGCACCCUAUGCCCCCCUCAUGGCCAUCGACUUUGGCCUUUCCACAUUCUUCGAGCCGGGUGCGUGUCGGUGUGCUGGUGAUCUCAAGCUUGAGAACUUCCUGCUGCUGCACCCGGGGAAGGACGCACCCCUUAUGGCCAUCGACUUUGGGCUAUCCACGUUCUUCGAACCGGGGUGGGGUGGGGUGCAUCGGGAUCUCAAGCUCGAGAACUUCUUGCUGCUGCACCCAGGGGAGGAUUCCCCUCUGAUGGCCAUGGAUCUCGGCCUUUCAACAUUCUUUGAGCCAGGUGUGUACGUGUCGGUCCUCAACAUGCCUUCUGAGGGGCACGGUGGGCUCGAGAACUUCCUGCUGCUGCACCCGGGGGAGUAUUCCCCUCUCAUGGCUAUCGACUUUGGGCUGUCUACCUUCUUUGAGCCAGGCCAGGCCAAUGCCCCCCCGAUUUGGUGGGCAUUGCGUCCUCCCUCCCUCCCCCAUUAUGCUUACUUGUUCUCUGCUCUAUUGCUUUCCUCACCACAUAUCCCAGGGCAGCGCUUUAAGGAGGUGGUGGGCAGUGCGUACUAUGUGGCGCCAGAGGUGCUGAGGAGAGACUACGGCAGCGAGUGUGACGUGUGGAGCAUUGGAGUCAUCACCUACAUGCUGCUGUGCGGCACCCCGCCAUUCUGGGAUGUAUCGGAGGAGGGGAUAUGCGAGGCGGUGCUAAAGGGAGAGUACGAGAUGAGCAGUGCCCCCUGGCCGGCCAUCUCCCAGCAGGCGAGCCACCUGGUGGGGCGCAUGCUGGAGAGUGAUGCUUCCAAGAGAAUCACCACCCAGGAGAUCCUUGACCAUGAGUGGGUGCGAGAGGGAGGAGCGCCGACGUGCCCCCUGUCGCUACCAGUGAUGAAGCGUGUGCGCCAGUUCUGCCAGAUGAACCACCUCAAGCGGCGAGCCCUCGCGGUGGUGCCGGGGUGCUGUUUGGACGAGGAGGUUAUGGCAGUGGUGGCAGGGUGCUGUUUGGACGAGAAUGAGAUGGCGGCGAUUCGAACACGCUUCGACCAUCUCGACCUCGACAGGGAUGGUUGCAUCUCGGUGUCCGACCUCGUUGCCGGCUUUCAGUCGCUGCACAUCCCUCUCUCAGAGGAAGAGGCCCGAGAGAUCAUCCAAGCGGCGGACAGCAAGGGGUCGGGCACAUUGGACCUGUCGGAGUAUGCAUCGGCCAUCAUGGUGAAGCGCAUGGACGCCGCGCGCAUAGACAAGGCAUUCCGGCACUUUGACAAGGAGGGGCGUGGUUAUAUCACAAUGGCUGAUUUGAAGGCCACGCUCGCAGCAGGCGAGAGUGAUGAGACAGUGGAGCGCCUCUUCAAGGACAUUGGCAACAAGCAUAGUGGGCACAUUGACCAGGAGGAGUUCAGUCGGAUGAUGCGUGAGGGUAUGGAGGAUGGCAGUGCAUGGAGAGGUUCAGGGCUAUUGAGCAACCUUUCAGCGAUCAAAAUACAGGAGCUGCACCAUACUGAGAAAUUUUGA
Molecule: messenger RNA, 3993 nt
Organism: Closterium sp. Naga37s-1
Lineage: Eukaryota; Viridiplantae; Streptophyta; Zygnematophyceae; Desmidiales; Closteriaceae
Source: the annotation of a GenBank genome assembly